This is a messenger RNA of Symbiodinium sp. CCMP2592, 840 nucleotides long. The record is from the annotation of a GenBank genome assembly. NCBI's taxonomy places the organism in Eukaryota, Dinophyceae, Suessiales, Symbiodiniaceae.
AUGGUCUUGACCGGUGUUGUGAAGGGGUAUGACACUGCAAAGGGCUUCGGAUUCAUCGUUCCAACUGGAUCCCGCACGGACCUCUUCGUUCUGUGGAGGGAUGUUAUUGGUGGAACACUGCAGGCUGGAGACAAGGUCACUUUCGACGAAGGCCUGAACGAGCGCACGGGCAGGCCCAAGGCUUUCCGCGUCGCCGGAGGAUCUGGACCGGCACCAGGUGGCAAGGGUGAAAAGGGCAAGAGAGGUGCGAAGCAGUUUCCAGGAGCUGUGAACGGAGGCUUAGUUGCGGGACCGCAUCCCGGUGGGUCCAGCUGCGGCCCUUGCGGCUGCCCGGCUCCUUGUGGCUUGAUGCUAGGUGGGGGCUGCGGCCUUGGCGCAGGUGGUUGUGCAGGCUUGCCAGACGGCAUCAAGUCCGGCGUGGUCAAGAUCGAAACAGCUGCCCCGCAUGCGGAAGGCCAUCUCGCGGAGGUCUACGUCGCGACGGUCGUUGGCGAGGGUCGCGAUGACCAUGUGGUCAGGCACAUCAGGGGCACGUACAUCCGCAACGAUGGCGUGUGGAUUAACGAGCGAGGUGCCACGAUGUACCGUGACGAGAGUGGCUGGUGGAUCGGGCCAAAAGGCUACACUACGGAUGUUUGGGCGUGGGGCGCACACACACGUCCCGAUGUGCCUCAACUGUGGCACAUCCCUGUCGCAGCAAAAAAGGUCCGCUCUUGCUUCCGGAUGACCCCGAAGGUGCUUCAGCUCAGUGAUUACCUUUCGUCGGGGUCCAGCGCAUCCGGCGACAGUCCCCCCCCACCAGCCCCCUUGGUGGCGGGGGAAUGCCGGCGCGAAUGCUGA